GAAAAGUCACUCCUCCGAAAGUGGAACGCGAGACAGAUACGUGCAAAAUUACACGAGUGUCUGGAAGUGUGUCCGUCUUAAAGAGGCGCGGGACGUGUGGACAGGGUCAUUUGGGCUUUAAAGCCGAAGGCAUGUCUUCGUUUGUCUUGUACACCUUAAGCAGGGCACUGCGGUCCGCGGCGCGGCUGGGCACGGCGGGUAAAGCGGACGUAGCCUCGGUUCCGUGGAGGUCCAGGGCUGUGGGCAGCAGACACUUGUCAUAUGGGAGGACAGUGAAUGGACCCAGGGUGGUCUGGGUGGCCGGGGGAGCCGCGGCGGUGGCUGGAGUCGCAGCGGCCGCGUUCAGUCACUUUCAGCGGGCUGAGAUGGCGACCAGGACGGGGGUCGUGAAGGAGGACGAGAAGGGCGACGUUGCCGAGCGGUGCAAGGCGUUCAUGUCUCCGCCGGUCACCUCCGUGGAGCAGCUGGAGAAGAAGAAAGGAGAGAUGAGCUCCCGGAUGGAGAUGCUGAUCAUGCAGACGCAGGCUGAGUUCUGCCGGGCGCUGGAGGAAGUGGACGGUGGGAAGUUCAGGGUGGACCGCUGGAGCCGAGAGGAAGGUGGUGGGGGGAUCAGCUGCGUGAUGCAGGAUGGUAAGGUGUUUGAGAAGGCCGGAGUGAACGUGUCUGUCGUGUCCGGCUACCUGACAGAGGAAGCAGCCAAGCAGAUGCGCAGCCGUGGAAAAGUGCUGAAAGGGAAAGAUGGGAAGCUGCCGUUCAUCGCGAUGGGCGUCAGCUCAGUCAUCCACCCCAAAAACCCCCACAUUCCCACAGUGCACUUCAACUACAGAUACUUUGAGAUUGAGGAGGAGGACGGCUCUAAGCAGUGGUGGUUUGGUGGGGGCACUGACCUCACUCCAGUUUACAUUGACAAGGAGGACGCGGCCCUUUUCCACAGCGUCCUGCGGGAGGCGUGUGAUAAACACCACCCGAAAUACUAUCCUGACUUUAAGAAGUGGUGUGACCGUUACUUCUACGUCCGUCAUCGUGGUGAGACGCGGGGCAUCGGCGGAAUUUUCUUUGAUGACCUGGACUCUCCAAAUCAAGAGGAGGUGUUUAGCUUUGUGAAGAGCUGUGCAAAAACUGUGGUGCCCUGCUACCUGCCCAUCGUCCGAAAACACCUCAACGACUCCUUCACCCAGAAGGAGAAAGACUGGCAGCAAGUCAGACGCGGCAGAUAUGUGGAGUUUAACCUGGUAUACGACCGUGGGGUGAAGUUCGGCCUCGCUACUCCAGGAUCCAGAAUAGAGAGCAUCCUCAUGUCUCUACCACUCACAGCAAGGUGGGAGUACAUGCACGAGCCACGCAAAGGCACCAAGGAAGCGGAGAUGCUGGACGUUUUACGCAACCCUAAAGAGUGGAUCUGAGAGAACAUGCAGCCAGAGACACUGGCUUCAUCCUGCUGCUGUGUAGUGCCAGUAAAGGGGAUUUAUAAGGUGGAAAAGCUCAGAUAGCCCACUGGAACCGUCCGUGCCCCCCCCCUUAAUGAUUUAAUUAUUUUCUACUGAAUUCUGAAUCUGCUGUGAAAAAUCACGAUUCUUGCUUGUUUAAACGGACCACUGCUGCUUCUCUGCUGGCCUCUGUGGGGUGGCCGCUCUCUCCGGGGCUGCUGUCGGAGUUGCUGUGUUGUUUUUCUCUCAGGACGCGAGCGUUACCUGGAGACCAGCGAGUUUCUGCCUUGUCUAGGUUUCCAUGCGCGACUGAGGACGUGCUUGCAGUCUGCUGCCUUACUAACUCGGCCUGAUCGCGUGUGUUUAUGGCCUUCUUGCUUUUUUUUGUAAGUGCUCUCUCUCGCUUCUUUAAAGGGCCCCCAUAUCAUGGAAAACAAAUUUUUUUUUUUUAAUAAAAAGUUUGACUCUAGAUUUAGUUUGUAAACACUGUUCCAAAAAGCAUCCAGUCCACAUUCGGCAGCUAAGCUGCGAAAACAGUCCGUUUUUGAAUUCACUGCUUUUAUGAUGUCACAAAAACAUACAUAAUACAUGAGCUGUUACUACGAUUGUUGUGUUGAUGUUGUGUUGUGAUCUUGAGCUAACAACUUUUAUGUUGGGAUCACAAGACAGUUGUCUUAAGAUUGUUAGAUAACACCUUUCAUCUUGAGAUCACAAGCUAAGUCAUGAUCUCAGAAAAACACAUUUUAUCUUGAGAUCACGCAUCAUGAUAACCAAGACCGCGCAAGAUGACUAAGUUGUGAUCUCAAAAGAAGAACUUUUAAAGACCACAAUGUAAUUCAUUCAUGAUCUCGGGAUAAAAAGUUAUUCUUCUUUUGAGAUCACGAGUCGUGAUCUUAGGAAAACAACUUUAUCUUGCGGUCACAAGAUAAGUCAUGAUCUCUAGAUAACUGCAUUUAUUCAUAGACAUUUACAUGUGGGUCUUAAAGGCACAGGGACAAAAACAGUCUAAAGCGAACUAGACGAACACCAUCGAACAAGCUGUUCUAGUGACUGAUAAAGAACCCCCGGCCGCUGAUUUGUGGAGUGGUCCAAUCACAGUAAGCUGGACGUCUCCAAACAAAGGAAGCGGUGAUGAGGAUAAGCAUCACAUCGAACAAACUCAUUUUGGACAUCGUUUCUCUGUGAUACAUUUUAUAUCGAAGCUGCCGCCAUGAAGAAUGAAGGUUGGAAAAUGGUUAUAUACAAUUUGAUCAACUUUUCUUGGUAAAUAAAACCUCACGAAUGCCAUAAGUGGACCUGAGAGGAAGAGAAAAGAAAGGAAAAGGGCCCUUUCAGCCUUUUACUCCGAGCUUUGAGUGAGAUUGCUGCUUGUUGCUUCCCUGCCUGUGUUUUGGUUUGUCCUCUUCAGCUUCUUUCACUUCUGUUUAUCUGCUGUACUUCCAGCUGUUUUCCUUCAAACAAAGCCACUAUAUAAACACAUGAAUUGCCUGUAUAGCUUAAUCUGAAUUUUGUAUUGACAAAGACAUUAAAGUAUCUUUUGUAACACUAUA
Messenger RNA from Pygocentrus nattereri (red-bellied piranha), 2977 nucleotides. It is a transcript of the gene cpox, whose product is annotated as coproporphyrinogen oxidase. The transcript has 8 exons. The record is from RefSeq and is a predicted model, not a curated record. Gene Ontology annotation, molecular function: coproporphyrinogen oxidase activity. Gene Ontology annotation, cellular component: cytoplasm; mitochondrial intermembrane space. Lineage: Eukaryota; Metazoa; Chordata; Actinopteri; Characiformes; Serrasalmidae. The coding region runs from base 132 to 1403 and encodes 423 amino acids.